Molecule: messenger RNA, 1254 nt
Organism: Solanum dulcamara
Lineage: Eukaryota; Viridiplantae; Streptophyta; Magnoliopsida; Solanales; Solanaceae
Product: protein LSD1
Exons: 8
Coding region: 405-929 (174 amino acids)
Source: RefSeq, a predicted model, not a curated record
AGCAUAUAUUCCCAAAAUUUAACGGAGAAGAAGAGUAUAAGAAUAAAGAAAACAAAAAAAACAACAAGAAAAUAGAGAAAACUAAGGAAAAAUAUCCAAAAACCAAUCUUUCGAAAUCUUGAAUUACCCAAUUUCUGUCGGAAUUUUUGCUUAGAUUUCCAUUUCAAUUCCAACCCAUUUUCAUACAAUUUCCAAGUACCCUUUACUGUAUUUUUCUUUUCCGGGGUACCCAAUCUUUCAGAUUUGUUCGUUGACUGGUACGAAAAUUGCUAUUUUCUUCAUCCGAUUUCUUGAGGGUUUUCCUUUUUAUUUGGAAGAAUAUAUUUACCUUGCGGAUCGGCAAAAAUUAGCUCUUCUAACACAGAAGAUCAGGGAGAACUCGAUAUUCAAAAAGAUUGAAAGAUAUGCAGAAUCAGUUGAUGUGUAGUGGGUGCAGGACAAUGCUUCUUUAUCCUAGAGGAGCUUCUAAUGUCUGCUGUGCAGUGUGCAAUGCACUCACCCCUGUCCCACCUCCUGGAAUGGAAAUGGCUCAACUGAUAUGUGGAGGCUGUCGUACAUUACUUAUGCAUCCACGUGGAGCGAACAGUGUGAGAUGCUCCUGCUGUCAUACGGUGAACCUUGUCCCAGGUCCUAACCAGUUUGCUCAUGUUUACUGCGGGAACUGCCGUAUGAUGCUAAUGUAUCCAUGUGGAGCUCCAUCGGUUAGAUGUGCAGUAUGCCAUUAUAUUACCAAUGUUAAUGCAGGAGACGGAAGAGCCCAUGCACCUUUGAACCCUCCUAAUGGCACUGCUACCCCUGCUGCAGGAUCCUCUUCAACUGCCAAGGCUCGUUCACAAAAUCAAACUGUUGUCGUCCAAAACCCAAUGUCUGUUGAUGAGAGUGGCAAAUUGGUGAGCAAUGUAGUUGUCGGUGUAACGACAACGUCAUAGCUUGUCGGUUAAGUUUGUUGUUGGACGACAAUUGAGAGUUUUGCUCGCAUCAAUUGGAAAGAUGAGUAUAAAGACAGCCACUGCAUAUAAAUAUGGUAGUGUUUAGUGUUGUUACUACAACCAUACCCCUAUUUUUUUAUGUAACAUUUUGAAUUAUGAUUGUGGGGUGAUUGAGGCUACAUUAAGUGUGGUGACUAUUUGGAGUCUCUAAUUGAUAACUACGCAUUAGAUUUGUGGCGUGAAUAUGCCCAAAGUCAUAAGUAAAGAAUGUUAUGUACCUUAUAUGCCAUAUGUUAAUGUAUAUGAUAUGACUAUAUGCCAUGAA